Messenger RNA from Hyaena hyaena (striped hyena), 2368 nucleotides. RefSeq names its product T-box transcription factor 19 (gene TBX19). Gene Ontology annotation, cellular component: nucleus. The coding region runs from base 1 to 1332 and encodes 443 amino acids. The transcript is spliced from 8 exons. Gene Ontology annotation, molecular function: RNA polymerase II cis-regulatory region sequence-specific DNA binding; DNA-binding transcription factor activity, RNA polymerase II-specific. The record is from RefSeq and is a predicted model, not a curated record. Gene Ontology annotation, biological process: heart morphogenesis; mesoderm formation; positive regulation of DNA-templated transcription. Lineage: Eukaryota; Metazoa; Chordata; Mammalia; Carnivora; Hyaenidae.
AUGAGCGAGCUGGGCGCCCAGAAGACCAGCGAUGGCACUGUUUCUCGCCUGCUCAACGUGGUAGAAAGUGAGCUUCAGGCAGGGAGGGAGAAGGGUGACCCUACGGAGAAGCAACUUCAGAUCAUCCUGGAGGACGCGCCUCUCUGGCAGAGAUUCAAGGAAGUCACUAACGAAAUGAUCGUGACCAAGAACGGCAGACGGAUGUUCCCUGUCCUAAAGAUUAGCGUCACGGGGCUGGACCCCAACGCCAUGUACUCGCUGCUGCUGGACUUUGUCCCAACGGACGGCCACCGCUGGAAGUACGUCAAUGGGGAGUGGGUCCCCGCGGGCAAGCCGGAGGCCUCCAGCCACAGCUGCGUCUACAUCCACCCGGACUCCCCCAACUUCGGGGCCCACUGGAUGAAAGCUCCCAUCUCCUUCAGCAAAGUGAAGCUGACGAACAAACUCAACGGAGGCGGGCAGAUCAUGCUGAAUUCUCUGCACAAAUACGAGCCCCAGGUGCACAUCGUGCGCGUCGGGGGCGCCCACCGAAUGGUCAUGAACUGCUCGUUCCCGGAAACCCAGUUCAUAGCCGUGACCGCAUAUCAGAACGAGGAGAUAACAGCUCUCAAAAUCAAGUACAACCCUUUUGCUAAAGCCUUCCUGGAUGCCAAGGAAAGGAAUCACCUAAAAGACAUUCCGGAAGCUGUCUCUGAGAGCCAGCACGUGGCCUAUUCUCACUUGGGAGGCUGGAUCUUUUCCAAUCCUGAUGGAGUGUGUGCAGCAGGAAACGCCAAUUACCAGUAUGCCACACCCUUGCCUCUCUCUGCCCCCCACCCCCACCACGGCUGUGAGCACUAUCCUGGCCUCCGAGGGCACCGGCAGACUCCCUACCCUUCUGCGUACAUGCAUAGAAACCAUUCUCCCUCAGUGAAUUUGAUAGAAAGCUCCAGCAAUAACCUGCAAGUUUUCUCCGGAGCCGACAGCUGGACUUCCUUAUCCUCCACGCCCCACGCCAGCAUCCUGCCUGUACCCCACACCAGCGGGCCAAUCAAUCCAGGGCCUAGCCCCUACCCGUGCCUGUGGACCAUCAGCAAUGGCGGUGGCGGCCCCGCCGGGCCAGGCCCGGACGUGCACGCGACCUCCCCCGGGACAUUUCUCCUGGGGAGCCCGGCUGUGACUUCGCCCCUUUCUGCCCAGGCAUCCACGUCAGCCGGCGUGGAAGUUCUGGGGGAGCCUUCGCUGACCAGCAUCGCCGUGUCCACCUGGACGGCCGUGGCCUCCCAUCCCUUCUCAGGCUGGGGCGGCCCGGGUGGGGGAGGGCGCCAUUCUCCCUCUUCGCUGGAGAGUUAGAGGUUCCUAGGGAAGGUGUCAGCAGAGAACCUUCUAUGCGUAGAGCUUUUAGAAACCCCAGCUGCGGAUUCCAGGAAGCUAGACUGCGGGGGAAGGGCACCCCACCCAGUGAGCUGGAGGGUUGGGUGGGUUACGGGAGAUGAUUUGGUUUGAUGAUGCUUCCUGGCUUCUUUUUGCACUCCCGUUUUCUCUGCAGCUCAUUGGUGACAAGCUUAGGUAACCAAAGGUCAUUGAGUACCUUCGUGGCCCUGGCCCCUUAUUUCAAAUGAUUCUAGAAGGCCCCACUUCCUGUUCUGUAGAGGUGUGCAAAGCUAUUAAGUAAGUGCUGAGUUUACCUGGCCUGAGGCUUCCCAGCCUUCUGCAGCCCUGGAAAGUAUCUGUGGCCACAGGGCUUCUGCUUUGAGACCAAGGGAGGGUGUAAGUUCACAGGGUGCAGUUAACACACAUAGAGCUAAUUGCAUUUUACUCCCAGAACCGUGCCUGGAAUUGAGGAAAUGAGAUCAUGCACUUCCCUGGCUCAGAAACCUUCCCUGGCUCACCGUUGCCUACAGAACGAAGUCAUACCUCCUGGCUGGAAGGAAACCAUCCGCUGUCAAGCCUCCAAUUUCAUUUUCAGCUUCGGUUUCCUUCAUUACCCCGUUGGCGUCCUACAUUUCAGUCAAGGCAGAUGUUCUGCCCGUUGUCUAAAAGUUCAGUGUUCUUUCCUGCCUCUGUGCCUUCUCCGUGUCUCAGCUAAUCUCGGUUCUGUCCCACCUGCGUGACUUCUGCCCACCCUCUGGGGACGGGCUGACGUGAGUCACGUGCCCUGAUGUGCCUGGGCACAUGUGAUCCUGCCCGGCUGCCUGCCGCCCCUGCCAGAGCCCAGAGGCUCCCUGCCUCUGUUGUGGAGCUCAGCCCGUCCUGCCUUGUGUGUUUGUUACCUGUGAGUGUGUCUCUCCCACUAGACUGUGAGCCCCUUGAGGGUGAGGACUAGCCUUCUUGUCUUUGUUGCCCACACCACCCAGUACUGUGCCUUGCCUACAGUAGGUGCCCAAUA